AUGACAGAGAAUAGCAGCUACGAUCAAAACUUGAAACAGCUCAACAAGUACUCAACAAACAAGAUAUCAAAACCAAUCAAGAAAUACUCACCAUUUGAUCAUCAUCAACAACUGAAUGGUUAUCAGCCUAAGCAGCAGAAAACUCAUGUUUACAAUAUAAACAAAAGUGAUUUCAGAACAUUAGUUCAACAGCUUACUGGUCCUAAUUCUUCUUCCCAGUUUCAUCAUCCUCUUCCACCACCACAACCACCACUAAUACAUAAUCCUAAACCUCAAAUAAGCUCUCGUCUAUAUAGUAUUCGUCCACCACCCCUUACAACAAAAACCCCUGUUCUCUCCUCUGCCACCACAAUCACCACCGUCAAAGAUGAAGAGUAUCGACCACAGGUGUCGGGUUUAUCACCUCUUCCGGCUUUUCCAAGUGUUAAUUUCACAGCUGAGUCUCCAAUUUCUGCUUACAUGAGGUAUCUAAGAAGCUCUACACCAACUAAUACUACUAAUACAAAUGAUUUUGAAUCAUCAAAGGGCCAGUUUGAUUUUCUUAAUACUUGUUCAUUUCCUUCACCUACAACAACAGCUCAAUUAGAGUUCCCUCCUACAACUCUUGCACCAAGCUGGAAAAAUGUCUGA
Molecule: messenger RNA, 630 nt
Organism: Papaver somniferum (opium poppy)
Lineage: Eukaryota; Viridiplantae; Streptophyta; Magnoliopsida; Ranunculales; Papaveraceae
Product: VQ motif-containing protein 9-like
Exons: 1
Coding region: 1-630 (209 amino acids)
Source: RefSeq, a predicted model, not a curated record